AAUUCUUCUUAGAGUAUGGUGUUAUGUAUGCAAUGGUAUUAUAACACAUUGUACUUCUAUAAAAUUUUAUUUUUAUGUACAAUUUGCUUUUGUAGAAAACAUCAAAUAAAACUUCUAUAUUAAAAAAAGAUUUAUUUAUUUACUAAACUUGUAUAAACAAAAAGAGAAGCCUAAUAUGAAAUUUAAUAAUAAAUAUCAACCACUCAUUUUGCGUAAAACAACAUUUAAUGCAAGUGGCAACAAUGCUAGUGGUAUUGCGUAUCAGUUAGAAGAGAGCUCAAAAGAUUAUUUAGUAGUUUUAGAAUCAAAAAGCCAGCAAAAAAUGUUUGAAGAUAUUGAAACAGAAGAAUUUAUAGUCCAAAAGUCUGAAGCAAUAGAUGCAGAAGAUUCUUUUUUAAACGCAUAUAACAUUCAUGUUCCAGUGUGGUUGUUUUUAAAAAAUAAAUCUAUUGCGGAAUACUGUAUCGAGUUGUUAAAUAGCCGAGAAAAAAUUUCACGUAAGUUUAACAUAGAAAAAGAUAAAAUAACUCUUGAUAGUUCAUUGAAUAGUAAAUAUAAAUCACUGGGCGAAAUUUUAUCAAGUUUUGACUCAUUUUUAAGAAAAGGUGAAUCUUGGAAUUGGAUAACUGGAACCAGAAACUUAAGUUCAUUAGGAUUAAACGCAUUUUCGUUUUAUGUUGAAAAAAUAAUAGAGAUUAUACAAAUUCAAGACAAAGAGCGCUUUAUUAAAGAUUCAAAAAAGUUUUUACAAAUUUACACAUCUCGUUCAGAAAAUACCGUUGUUUUAAAUCAUAAUGGUUACUGGGGAAGUCUUCAACAGUUAUUAUCUGGAAAAGUAAUUGCAGAUUUUGUUGCUGAAGAUUAUGGUACUCUAAAUCCGGUGUUUGGCGUGCUUUUAAACCCAACAACAGGACGGGUCGGCCCUGGUGACACUGGUUUAAUGCAUAAUUUUUUAUUUGACUACAAUGGACCUUGGGCAAGUCAUGCCGCCGUUCACGAUGCAUUCGGAUAUUUAAAAACGUUUCACAAUAUUGGACCAGGCUACAAUUAUUUAGGGGGAUUUUCAGCUUAUGAGACCGAAAAAUGUAUGGCAGGGCAAAUGUCAGGGUUGUUGUUUUGGAAUAAUAUUAUUAGUCAAAAAGAAUCAAACUAAAGUCAAAAAAAUAUACUCUAAAUAAAAAUAUUUUACUCAU
Messenger RNA from Hydra vulgaris (swiftwater hydra), 1193 nucleotides. RefSeq lists its product as uncharacterized. Lineage: Eukaryota; Metazoa; Cnidaria; Hydrozoa; Anthoathecata; Hydridae. The record is from RefSeq and is a predicted model, not a curated record.